Molecule: messenger RNA, 6639 nt
Organism: Lethenteron reissneri (Far Eastern brook lamprey)
Lineage: Eukaryota; Metazoa; Chordata; Hyperoartia; Petromyzontiformes; Petromyzontidae
Gene: HECTD3
Product: HECT domain E3 ubiquitin protein ligase 3
Biological process (GO): proteasome-mediated ubiquitin-dependent protein catabolic process
Molecular function (GO): ubiquitin-protein transferase activity
Source: RefSeq, a predicted model, not a curated record
GUCGCGGCCACUCGCCACGCGACUGAAUCCCCAUCGCGGAGCGUGACCCGCGCCGCGGUGCUGAGGCCGCGCGGUGGCCGCCGCGGUCGCGCCUGGCCACUCUGCGCGGGCCGAGCGUGCCACACGGGAUGCGGGUGCAGGGGGGGGAUGAGCGAGCGAGUGAUGAUGAUGAUGAUGUCCCUGACGAUUGGGAUGGGCGGUGGUGACGACGCCUCGGUGGGAGGGCCCGCUGCCGCCUCUCGGGCCGAGCAGGAAGCGCAGAAGGCGCUUGGAGCUCGCAAGCAACAUUAGCGCGCUGCCCCCGGCCGGCAGGCGACCCGUGGUGGCGGCUCGUACAUCGCGACAGCGUUGACGAGACGCACACUAUUUUGUCUUUGCCGUGGCGGUGACAUCAUCGAGUCUCUACAAAAAUGCUGUCGGGCAAGGUCCGUGUGAGGCUGGCCAGGAUCCGGUGUAUCCUGGAGAGCGUCCGGUGCUUCAGAGAUGGCCUGCCGCUGCCAGAAGCGCUCUGCUACGUACCGAGGGAGGUGGUCUACAUGAGUGUGCGUCAGGGCGACUCCGCAGGCCCUCCCGACUCCGAGGGACCUCAACGCAGCUCCCCGUUGCCUGGAGACGGCGUGUGGGACCGUCCUGGACCGGGCUCUCAGGCCCCGGCAACACCUCCACCUCGCAUGGUGGUCCCCCUGGCAAUGAGCGAGGGGGCUUUGGUGAGAGCGAGCGGCGAGCUGUACUGUGAUGGGACGGGCGCGUGGGCCAAGGUGUUGCAGCCGGAGCUCGGAAAACUCGGCUGUCCGAGUGACAUGGAGGAGGGCUGGGUUCUCCUCUAUCGUCCUGAGGAUCAUAGGAUGGCAUUCGUCCCAGUUCCACUCGGCAAGAGCAAUGACGGCAAGGACAACGAGCAGAGCAGUUGGAAGCGAGCCGUGGAUGUCAGUUAUUGCCUGCAGCAGGGGUGCAGACCUCCCCUAGCCAUCUGUGACAGUGCCGCUGUGGAGAAAAUGAGGUUGGCUCCGAAAGGCUGGAACCUGCAGUGCGAUGAAGAUCUGGCUCAAUUUCUGCUCAGUUUUUCCAAGAAAGAGUCAGAAAAUCUCGACAAUGCUAAAUUAUACGUGAAGAAGAUUGACGCCUCGCACAAGCCAAGCAAGAACCCGGUUAAGAACAUCACAGAUGAUGACCCGGCAACGUAUUGGGCAACGGACAAUUCUGAGGCGUGGUUGUGCUUGCACAUGAAGCCUGGUGCCAUCAUUCAGAAGAUGUUCCUCAGGCACCUGACGAACGACGACAACAGGGUGGGACAGGUGACGGUGCUCGGCGGAGAGACGAUGGACUCCCUCAAGGAGGUCAACCACGUCGCCAUCGCCAAUGACGCCAGAGACGUGUGCCUGCUUGCGAACGCGUGCGUGCACUACCCCCUCGUGAAGAUCCACCUGCAGAGCAGCUCGCGAUUCAACAACAUCCAGAUCAACACUCUGCAGAUGAAGUGCUCAUUCAUCCCUCUUCCUCCAAUGAGCUUGUCCGCAUUUGAGCCGCCACGGUUGGCGCUGUUCCCUCGGCUUGCGCGGUUCAGCCCCGACUUCUUGUGCCAGCGCUCGAUCGCAAUCUACAGGUUCGUGGAUCUUUUUGAAGAGGUGAUGCCAUAUGUGCUUCCAAGUUGGGAAUAUAGCAAUGGAAGCUUUUCAGAUUUUCAGAGCGUGAAGAACCUGCUGGCGCUCUCGAGCGAGCGCGACAUGUUCAUCGACUCGGCGCUGACGCGGAACUUGCCGUUGUCAACGACCAACACGACGGCCCACAUCACCGUGGACCGCACCGCGGCCCUGCGACACCGCAAGAACCCGCACGCCGACCCGCACUACAGGAACUCGGUGGUCGCGCAGGUGUACCGGGGCCUGCAGGAGUAUGAGCAGAAGGAGUUUCUGGAUUACAGGUGGAAAUCUUCGGAGAAUCAGUGGUGGUCGUGUGAUUUCACCCUGGAAGGAAUGAAUGAUGCCGGUGGCGGGCAGCGCGAGUGUCUGUCGGACAUCGCGGAGGAGCUGUGCCCCAGUGACCCCUACUGCCCCGUUCCGGUGCCAUUCUUCCUGCGCAUGCUGGGACGGAGUACCGGAGGGCAGGAAUCGUGCGUGUAUGUGCCGAACCCAGACUGCCAUGACCUGCACGUGUUCACGUGGAUUGGAAAGAUAAUGGGAGCGGCCUUGCGUGGCGCCAACAUCCUGAUACUGUGCCUCCCGGCGUUGGUGUGGAAGCAGCUCGUCGGGGAGACCGUGACUUGGAGUGAUUUCAGAUCCGUGGAUGAGACUCUGGCGAGGUCGCUGCGCUCGCUGGAGGAGGCGGCAGACGAGGCGGCGUUCGCGCAGCUCUUCGGCGAGGAGCUGACGUACGCGACGACGCUGAGCAGCGGCCGCACCGUGGAGCUGGUGCCGGGCGGCGCGGGGCUGCGCGUCCACCACGGGGACCGCCUGCGCUACGCCCGUCUCGUGAAGGAGGCGCGACUCUGCGAGAGCCGCCAGCAGGUCGAGGCCAUCAAGAAAGGAAUAUUUUCCGUGGUCCCUCAGCAAAUUGUCAACCUCUUGACUUGGCAAGAGAUGGAGCGGAUAGUGUCUGGAGAGGCCGAGAUCACCAUGGAUGUUCUGAAGAGAUCAAUUACCUCCGUUAUGGAUAACGGCGAAGCCCGAUUGAAGUGCCUCUUCGAAGCGCUGUCGAACUUCAGCAAUGAGGAUCGUAGACUCUUCCUACGAUUCGUGACAGGGAGAAGUCGCCCCCCAAUCACAAUUCAAGUGAUGCAAUCGAGCUCAAAUAAGUCGGACGUUCUUCCCGAGACUUCCCUUUGCUCCAACACGCUCAUCCUUCCCAAUUACUCCAGUGCAAAGGUGUGUGAAGAGAAGUUACAUUUUGCGAUGUAUAACUGCACCACCGUGGACCGUGACGCCGAUCACUAACGCUGAUGGACUGCAGUGUCACCGGAAAAUUGCAAGAGAGAUGCGUGAGAAAAUACGCUUGCGAUAUAGCGAAUUCCCAAAUAAACACAAUGAGAAAAUGUAUAAUAAACGGUGAUAAAAUAUCAACGUCGUUUUGCUUUUGUAGUCCCCCCAAAAAUAAUCAUCCCCCUAAACAAUCGCUCACUUGCAGUGGAAGGAUUUCGGACCCAUUGGUGCAGACCUCUCGCUGGUAUCCCCUGGUAUGUGUGAGAUUUCUUGAGCUCCCCCCCCACCCCCCCACAUGCCGUGCACUCCCUGUGAAAGUGUCCAAUCAUCGCCCACUUCAGGGACGCUCCUGAGAAAAAAAGCCUCGACACAUUGAAGCUUUCGGGAUAUACGAUUGACAUAAUCAUCAACAACUACACUUAAUUAUUUACGUCAACAUCAUCAACUACAAUAACAUCAUCAGAAUCAUGAGCAUGAUGACAUGAUGAUGAUUCUAAUGGCAUCCCAUCAUCUUCAUUAGCAUCUUCAUCCUGCUUGUUUAUGCCUCCUUCCGCCACUCCGAUUGUCUGACACCUUUCCGGUCAGAGAAAGAGAGGUUCCUCCUUCAUAAUGUCGGUGUGUUCAGGGCAUUGUGCUUUUACCAAUGUUUGGAGGAAUUCACAACAGCUCGUGUCGUGCUAUUAAGUUUCAAUGCAAGUGGAAAUGCUGCGUCGACGCAGAGGAUUGGAACGCGAGUCGUCAAGGAGUGGCUGCAUUGUACCUCACGGGGGGUUAUGGCCCCGAGGGUGUGUGAGGGCCACUGGACAAGUUCGGUCUUUCUGGUUUCCUGGGCCAGCAGGGUCAGAGUUCAUUGACAGUGAUCUCCAGAAGAGUCGUGACGCUUUGUGGACGCAUUGAUCGCCACUCGUGAGACUCGCCUGAACGUACGUGACUAAGGCCUUGCAUGUUUUUACUCAGAAAAAUCACAUCGUAGUCCCGAAGCUCUUUUUAAGUGGGAUUGUUUGCCUUGCUUGGGAUGUUUGGGCAAUUAAUUACAGAGUUUUAAUUAAUCAUGUGCCCCAGGAAGAAAAGCAAGAGUGUCCAGAGAAAACCUGUGCUGCAGAGAUAGCGCUCCAUCCCAGCACAAGCGUGUGGUAAAUGUGAUGUAAGCAGCAUUCAAAUGAGAAGCUAUUGCAUUUGAGGAAGAAGCUACGAAGUUUACAGACCCGACAUUAUAUAUUGUUCUCUCUCGUUAAUUGAUUUCUUGACAGAUGCAUUGUUCAGUGGGAGGCUCUAUUGAAUAUUGUCAGUGCAAAAUGUGGAAUGUUGAGGUUAAUCACAAAGCAAAUGUCAACAUGUGUCACUUUAAAGUGCCAAUAUUCAUUGCUUGCAUCCUCCACACAUCCAGACAUAUCCAUAGUGAACAAGCUUAAAAUCUAGUAUUUGCUGUCGUAGGUGAGUUGUGUUUAAUGUAUGACACUGCAGUGUAUUGGUAUUGCCAUGUUGCAAUGCGGCAUGAUACUCUUAACAGACACAAUAGAGAGGCUGUCUACAUUUGUGCUUGGACAACGAGCAGAUUGUCUACCGAUGUUUUACAUUUUAAGCUAUGGUGUUUUAACAAUUAACAAUCGUAAAUUAUUGUUGUUCUACAUUUUCACUUUGAAACGAUGCUUCCUGUUCUCUAGUCCAGUUCGUUUCCCCAUUGUCCAUCUGAAGCGUUUUCCGUCUCUGGGUCCUACUCUUGGCAUUCACCUUUCUGUGGAUUUGGUCGAUAUGUCUCAGCCAUUACCCAGCCAUGUCUAUCUGAGUAUAGCACUUUGCUCAAUUCUGAGUUAAAAUUACGGUUUGUGGUGUCAAUUCAGUCCAUUAUCCCUCUGAGGAUGAUUAAAUGUAUGUAUGUUGAACUUCUUUCGCACCGUACGCAGCCCACCGUGCUAAUCGUAGCACCACUUUGUAAGAAAUCAGCGGACAUGGUCUAUUCCCUGCCGGAUGAAGGCCUCCCCAAGCCGCUGCCAUCUCCCAUUGACCUUACAAUGUAAACAUCCAUCGAGCACCUACACAGAUGCUGAUGUCAUCGCUCCAUCUCCUCGGUCGAUGUCCUCUCAGACGCAUUCCAUUCCUUGGCUGUGAUUCUGUCAAUGUCCUUCACCAUCACCCAUCGUCCCUUCUCGCCAUCACAUGUCCUGCCCAAGCCCGACUCGCUUCACGGCUUUAAUCAAGUCUGUAAAUGUGUUCCUCUCUCUCACUCUAACUUUAAGUAUGCGUCUAUCCAUGCUUCUUCGUGCACUUUUCAACUUUUGUAAAACAAGUUUUGUAAAACAAAUAUGAAAAAAGGACAACUAUACUCACGAGAAUUUGUCAGUUCCAUCGAAAUCAAAUCUGAUAACUACACUCACCAAACAGAAUACAAACUACGUUAAAAGCCCGUAAUAAUUAUGCUCACGGUAAAGAUGACAUCCAAUCAAACGACAGGAAAAGCCGAUGAAGGGAUGUCGACUGAUCAAAAGCAUUCUUCACGAGGCACAUAUCUUGUUAUCAAGUUAAGGUUUUCCGAAAGCCCUCUAACCACCUGCGUUUGUUCACCUCUUUAUUAGAUAGUUUCGAUUCUGGGCCAUUCUUCAAUCGCUGCUGUAGUUUUAUUCUGCUGUGUUCUGUUAUGUCCCUACAACAAAUGUCCCCUUAUUAUUUUGCAGAUGUAUUGUUUAGUGCAUUGUAUGGAACCACUGUUUAUAUAACUAGACUAAUCAUUGAAAUGCAAAUAUGUAAUUUGUACCACUGGCUCAGGGUUAUCAGUGCAGAUAAGCACCACCUCAGUGCUUAUUUAAGGACACGUUUUGACUUGCCAUAGUUGUUUUUCCUGGUACUUGUUUUCUUAGUCACGUUCAUGCAGGUGUAGUGAUGCACCUCACAGACACUAGAAUGGGAGGCACUCUGUUUAUUAAGGCCCUCCUCACAAGCACAGGGAAUAACUGCACGUGGUCAGGACAGCAACAGGCUGCCUGACCAACAACGCUGAAGACGAUGACGAAGACGUAGCUCCCACAGGCUUCCACUCCAACAACCCCGAGUCCCCUACGGGGGUCCCCCUUUUAUCCCCCUAGCGCAGCCUCGCCCCGCCCUCGGCCACACCCCCCUUUCAGAACCUACCACGAGGUUAUCGGGCUUCCUCUCACGUACCCCCUGUCACCUUAUCCCCACUUACUUUCCUCCCCACUUCCCUUCCUCCCGCCUAUUCCAUGACCUGCCGACCUGCCAGGGCUGUUACAGCAGCAGCAGGUCCCCUUCUGGCCAGCAAGCCGCGCUGCCCGCCAUAGUGAUCCAUUCCAUGUCACUGCACAGGUGCUGUUGUUAGUUUCUGGUUUAUGCACCUGCUUGUAGUUUUAGAUUAAGCCAAUUUUCACUCUUACAAAAAACAAAUCCACCACUUUAAAUGCUCUCUACAUUUAAGUAAAUACUUUAAUACUGUUUUAUACAUUGAACCUAAAAGGACAAGCUGCACCAAAUAUAGGGCAGACAGGUAGGGGUUUGAUUGAGUGUGUUUUUUGGAUAGGUCACAUCAUACGUUACCACAUGGCCAAAACCACCACCUCCCAUCUUUGUAUGGCUGAUUUUGAUGUAGAGCAACAACUAUGAGUUUACAUCCAUGUGGUUGAGCCAGAUGAUGAGGUCAGUGGUGUAUCCCUGUGAUGAUGCCUCCCGUAUUUGUAAAUCGGGCAUCGAGUCGUUCUGGCUCAAACCUGAAAAU